Epinephelus fuscoguttatus (brown-marbled grouper) is the source of this 6407-nucleotide messenger RNA. It is a transcript of the gene vat1, whose product is annotated as vesicle amine transport 1. The record is from RefSeq and is a predicted model, not a curated record. Bases 308 to 1699 code for a protein of 463 amino acids. Gene Ontology annotation, molecular function: oxidoreductase activity; zinc ion binding. NCBI's taxonomy places the organism in Eukaryota, Metazoa, Chordata, Actinopteri, Perciformes, Serranidae. The transcript is spliced from 6 exons.
GCCAAUUCCUUGGGUUUCAUCAGCUCUCCGUGUUUUCCAGCCUGCCUCUGUCUCGUCCCACUCAGACUCUCUGUCAGAGCUCGGCGUUGACAGCCACUGGCCACUGAUCAGCCCACUUUGUCGGGGUUUGUGUCUCCAUGCAAGACUGCUGAGAAAGAAGCUCUGACUCUCGCAUCUUCUUUUAUUCUCAAGGCAAGCAAACGCAACAAAACAACAAGCCCGUCCACGGCACCAAAAGCACCAGAAGUGGAAGAAAAGCCUUCAAGUCGUUUUCUAGACUCGUUACUGUCUCACAGCUCCCUGCACCAUGUCUGGAGAGGACGCACCUGCCGAGCAGCAAAACGCCGUGGACCAGAAGCAGGAGACCAAACCCGCCGAGGAGCCCAAAGCCGAGGCGCCCAAGACGGAGCCCGCACCCGCCGCCGCCGCCGAGGCGACCACCGAGAAGGUCCCCGAGGAGGAGACGUUCUCCUACCGCGCGCUGGUGCUCACCGGCUACGGGGGCUAUGAUAAAGUGAAGCUGCAGGUGAAGAAGGGCAAGCCGGCGCUCAAGGCUGGCGAGGUCCUGGUGCGGGUCAAGGCUUGCGGGCUGAACUUCGCAGACCUGAUGGCUCGGCAGGGGCUGUACGACCGGCUGCCGUCCCCGCCGGUCACCCCGGGAAUGGAGUGCUCUGGGGUGGUGGAGGCUGUGGGGGAAGAAGUGACGGACAGAAAAGUCGGCGAUAAGGUGAUGGUGCUGAACCGCUUUGGGCUGUGGCAGGAGGUGGCGGUGGUGCCAGCAAACCACACCUUCCUCAUCCCAGAGGGCAUGAGCUUCGAGGAGGCAGCCGCCCUCCCUGUGAACUACAUCACUGCCUAUAUGAUGCUGUUUGACUUCGGCAACCUGCGGCCCAACCAGAGCGUCCUCGUUCAUGCUGCUGCAGGUGGUGUCGGUAUUGCAGCCACUCAGCUGUGCAAAACAGUGAAGGAUGUGACUGUGUUCGGCACAGCAUCUGCCAGCAAGCAUGAGACUAUCAGCCAGGGUGGAGUCACACAUCCCAUCGACUAUCGCACCAAGGACUAUGUGGAGGAAGUCCGCAAGAUCAGUCCAAAAGGGAUGGACAUAAUCCUGGACCCACUCGGAGGAUCAGACACCCAUAAGGCCUACAACCUGCUGAAACCUAUGGGGAAGCUUAUCACCUAUGGUGCGGCUAACAUGCUAGCAGGCCAGAAGAAGAACCUGAUCGCCGUGGCCAAGAACUGGUACCAUCAGUUCUCCAUCCACACACUCAGCCUGAUCCAGGGGAACAAGUCAGUGUGCGGCUUCCACCUGGGCUACCUGGACGGAGAGACGGAGCUCAUCACCCAGGCCAUGAGCACCAUCCUGGAUCUCUACAAAGAGGGCAAGGUCAAGCCUCGCAUCGACUCCACUUGGCACCUCGAGCAGGUGGGCGAUGCCAUGAGAAAGAUGCAGGAGAGAAACAACAUCGGCAAAGUGAUCCUCACCACAGAGCCCAUGCCCGAGGAGGAGAAGAAGGAGGAGGCCAAGAAGGAGGACAAGAAAGAGGACAAGAAGAAAGAGGAUAAGAAGAAGGAUGACAAGAAGAAGGACGAUGGCAAGAAGGAGGAGAAGAAGGACGACAAGAAGAAGGAGGAGGCCAAGAAGGAGGAGAAGAAGGAGGAGGAGAAGAAGGAAGAGCCCAAGAAGGAGGAGAAGUGAGAGGGAAGGAUGGAUAGUCAAGCAGACCAGCAGGGAGUUUGUGUCCUGGGAGCAGGGGGUGGGGUGUGGGGAAGGAUGGAGAUGGAGAUGGAGAUUGAUGGGGUGGGAGGGUGGGGGUGGGGUAUAAGAAAGGAUUGGAAGGAGUUAGAAGGGUAGAUUACAAAAAUUAUCACACCACUGUCGAUCGUUCAUCUCUUCCACCUCCCCUCCGCCUCACUGUCUUGAGUCCACCAUGACAGUGAUUACUCAGGCCUGGCUCCACCCACCCCCUCCCAUCCCGUUUUCUUGCCUUUAUCACUUAAGGGAAAAAAAAAAAAAAAAUCCAAUCACUUGUAACACCUCGUCCAAACUUAUCUCUCCGCCUCACAACAUCGAGAAAGAUUUUUCCUACUGGGAAUGACGGAGACAAGAGAGCCGUGGAGGAUUGUGGGUACGGUCCAGGCCUGGGGCAAAUUACUGUUUCCUUGACAACCGUAAUCCCUGCUCGCACUCCGGCUCCGCCCUCAACCCCCGUGCCCCUCCGCACCUCAACUCCCACUGUGCUAAAUUGUUCUGCUCUGACUUCCACCUGCCACCUCCUCUUCCCCCCUCACUGUGCUGAGUCCCCCCCCCACCACCACCACCACCACCUUCCACACCACCACCACCGCCACCCCCAAUCCAUCCACGGGCCGGACGCACAGACAGGCACAAAGACAGGCAGAUAAACGGAGAACCACACCCACCCACACGUUGCUCUCUUAGUGUCCAACGCUUAGUUAUGUCACUGAGGAUGAGUCAGAGAUGCAUGUGAUUGGCUGAUUCUCCCCACCUCCCCAGGAGAUAUUUGCAUCACAGUUUUGAUCAUGAUGUUUGACUGCUGAGACAAUGGUGUUAAUGCUACAAGGUCUAACUUUGGUUCUCAUUUACACGGCCUUAGCUGUGAUAUAUCUUGUAUCAGUCUCCACCAGUAGGUGAGAGAAACAUCUCCGCAGAGCAUGUGUUCCCACCAAAUUUCAGCGAAGUUAAUAUAGUGGCUGCAGUUUUGCACUUGCCUGAAUAUGAAUUUCCCUCAUAAUGAGCCUUUCUGUGCAGCGCUGAAUAGGGAGGCAGAAAUCAUUGCUCAGCUUCCUUCUCCUUAGUUACAGAUUUUUCUAGCUGACCAACUGUUGGCAAGAAGUGCGCAGUGCCAAUUAAGAGAGAAUUUGUUUCUGUUCAAACAAGCCACAAAAACACACACACACGCACGCACACACAAACACACUCUGAAUGUGAUGAAAGAGGCACUGUCAUGCUGAGACAGUGAAGCGUCUGAAAUGAGCAAAGUUAAGAAGGUGAAUAUCGGUCCCUUUCCCCCCCCUCAGGAUCGCGCUUUCUUCCUCCCCUGAUCCUCCUCGAGGCAUUCCAUGGCAUUCUGCUCCUUUCACAGCGACCGCUCGCCUGUCGAUCACCCUGACCUGAGAGAGGAGAAUUCAAUUCAAGCUGGCGUCCAUACUUUGCCUCCCCUGCUUGUCUCUACUCUGCUCUCUCUCUCUCCCUCCUCUUUCCAUUUCCCUCUCUAUGGUCGGCAUAGCAACAGGCGUCAGGCUCGUCAGAGAAGGCACUGUGGUCUGUUUCUCUGACUCCCUCUCCCCAUGUCUCUCUUCUCUGCCUCCCUAACUCUAUAUUUGCCAACAGUCAGUGCCGUCGACCAGUAUUCCAACAGGUGUAAAAUGCAUUAAGGAAUUCAGAUGAUGCAAAUGAGGAGGUGGAGCAGUUUUCAGGGUUGAUAGUAUUAGAAUACCAAACAGUUUGCUCAAACCUGCUUAAAUCAAGUAUUGACAAUGUGUGCACAUAGCAGUACGCCAGCUAUAACAGUGCACCGCUCCCUCUAAUGGCCAGUAUGAGUUUUGUCUCACUGGUUUAAUGUCAUUUAAAGUAAAUCAUCAUCAAUCCCACUGGGUGGACUCUAAAUCUUUCAUGUAGGAGGAUAUCAACGUUAAACCUUAGAUAUUUAUCUACCUGCCUGCCUGUCUGUGAGCCCGGCCUCAGUGUUGAGACUCAGAUGGUGACUAGUGACUUUGUAAAAAACACAAAACAAAAUGUUUGAAAAAAAAAAAAAAAAGAAAGAAAAAAAGUUGUUGUGUUAGCAUGAGUGGCCUCCCUCAUGUGCUGUGUGUGGUGUGCCAUUGUGUGUGAAGAUGUGUGUGUCCUCAGGUCGUUUGUCAGGUUUUAAAAGCACCCACCCUGCCCUCCCCACCUUGCCACAUUUCCCCCCUCUCACACUACUCAGCUACAGUAUUAUGUAGCUCCAACCCCAACCCUCCCUUCUUACUCUAUCUCUCCCUCCUGUCUGAUAAGAGGCCUGUGUUAUGAGGACAGUUGGUAUUAGUAUUUUUGCACUCUGCUCGCUGAUCUUAAUGCACUUACAGGCAUGGCGGUCGCACUCCAGUCCCACGCAGGCUUUGAUUCUGCUCCAGGUUUGCAGCCUGUUUCCCAUCAUCCACUCCCAGUGUAUCUGCUGAAGCUCACUGAAAGCACAGGUGGCACACACACACAUAGAGACACACACACUCAUGUAAAGGUCCCCUCAUUUUCAGCUUGCCAGUCCCUGCCUGGGCCAACUUCUCCUGGGUGGCAGCUAAAAUCAAAGCAUUCAUCCAUCCUUGACUGUGGGAAGUAAAAUGUGGAGCAGGGCGGAGUGGACUGGGCUGGAGUGUGACAGCCACGCUGGUGUGGGGAGUGACUGUGUCCUGUCAGCCUCUGGUUAGUGUUCUGUUCUAAUCUGCUGGGCUCCCUUUGUGAACCUGUGGACGGUGCUUCUGUUCCGAGUGCCAUGUGAGAAACAAACGCUUCGGUUAAAAGAAAAAAAAAGAAGAAAAAAAAAAGAUGUUUUACUUAAUAUGUUAUUUUAAUUUACCUUUAUAUUUCCGUUUGUUUGUCUGUUUUGUUAUCCAAGGGUUUAAAGUUCAAAGCUCAUACUAUAUAAUGUGGGGACCUGCCAACCUGCACUCCUUUUAAAUGUGAUGAAGUCUUUCUGUUGGUCUGAACCAUGUGUGCCAAAUUGUAUGUAUAUUCCUUCUGUCAAUGCUUUGAAUAUUAACAGUGCAUAAAAAAAAUAUGAAGACAAUUCUGUUUUUGGAUGCGUUUCCGUCAACCUUGAAGAAAAGAGAAAAACACAAAAGAGUCGUCACAGUGUGUCAAGAUUCGUAUCCCAAAUGCUCAUGGGUGCUGACAGGAUUUUCGCUGCAGUUUACAAAAGGUUUAACACAAUUUGUAGUUUUUGAUUGGUUGCAGUCUUGCUCCAGCGUAGGCCUGCACUGUGCCUCUCUCCUUGCACACAGCUUACCUCAAUCCGAGGCACCUCCCUCCGUAUUUAUAUCCUUUUCACUGUGCUUUACCAGCUCUCACAUCGUGUCGACCGCAACAGGUUGAAGUGUUUACAACCAUAAUAUUAGUACCACAGUGAAAAGGGACUGGACGUGAGGUGCAUUUAAGGUCCAAAACUCCACCAAAAGACAUAAAGGUUCACAACAAAUUUCCUCCAAAUCCAAAGCUCCAUGGUAUUCCUCUGUAUGGAUUCCUCUUUCUUUCAGUUUGUUUCCAAAUGGCUUGUAUAGCAAGUGAGGGAGCAGAUGUUUUCACACAGCUGUGCAGGGAUGCCAAUACUGUAACACAGCUGCAGAAAAACCCCAGCUUAUUGGCUGAUCAUAGCUCAGCUCUGGCCUGCCCCAGACACAACAUUUCCGCUUUACAGCUGAUCUCAGUUCACUCAAGGAUUGUCGGAGACGUUCCUCUUUUCCUGUGCUGCAUCUGCAGAGCGUCAACAGUCCAAAAUUCCUCUCCAUGUCGCCCCCUUUCUCCCUCCAUACACAUUCAUAGCAAAUAAAACAUUAGUUUGACAUCUGGUAUUUGAAGUUGCAUGCAUUCAUCAGCAUGUGGAAAACCGAUUAUGAUCUUUUUCUUUCUUUCAACAUUUCCCCCUCGGUUCUUUUGAGCUCAGAUGCCUUUGAGAUGAACUCAAUCAGUUGGGCGGGUGGCCUGCUGCCGGAGAGCACUUCCACCACGGUGAAGCUGCAGAGUAAUGUCAUCUUGAAAUGGUUUCCCAGUCAUUCCAGACACUUAUGCAAGAGUACUUAGCAACUCAGAGAUGCACAGGAGAAAAACCGUGUUUCAAAGUUAAAAUUAAAAGUGGUAAUUUUCUGAACAUUUGCAGUUCUAGAUUUGAUAUGACUAAUUAACACUUGUAGUUUUAGGUUUGAAAAAGAUGCACUAAGACAAUGAGUGUAGUAUUUCCAAUAGCUACUCUUCUGUCUGUCUUGGCUCGUAUAGCUGAAGUCCCUCACAGGCACCCACCGUUCAGCUUUGAGGUGAAUUUCUUUCUGUUCUCUAUGGUUUCUCAGGUCAUUCCAAACAGCAGUUUUCUUCAUGUAGGAAACCAUUUAAUUCCGCAUUCACUAACACACAUUCUGUUUCACCGUGUUCACUGCACAAACUGUCACGCCAUCCAUGUUUGAUGUAAGCUUUAGUAUUCCGAGUCAAAAUGUGAGGCUCUGUCAAGUGUUCACUCAUCCACACUGAGAACCCAAAACAACCACAUCUGCCUGCAGCUAUUGUUUCCUUAGCGGUCUUCUUUUUUUUUUUAUCAUUGCAGCAACAUUGCAGAGAUGCUACGGAAGUACAACCUGGCUGGGCUUGUCAUGUACAGUACUUGGAUGCAUGUAUAGUCAACCAGAAAAUAAGGCAUGCG